Molecule: messenger RNA, 951 nt
Organism: Xyrichtys novacula (pearly razorfish)
Lineage: Eukaryota; Metazoa; Chordata; Actinopteri; Labriformes; Labridae
Source: the annotation of a GenBank genome assembly
AUGGGCGGGUCCGUCCGCCAGCUGCCAUCGCACACGGCGACCAUCAGGCGUAAACCGUCGUCCAAACCGGCGUAUCGUAGAGGGACAAUCAGUGGAGGUGUUCCCAUCCCCAUCUCCACCCCGCAGGUUCCCCUUAAAGCUCUGGCGGGAAACGGCGGCAGUGAUGAGAAUGUUUUUGCAGCGCCCCCUCCUGGAGGAGCAGGUUUAGGUUACAGUAAACUCUGCACCUCCACUCAGAGCCUCAGUGCCUUACCCCCCUCCUCUUCCUCCUCCUCCUCCUCGCCGUACUACCAGCUGGUCCCUGGUCAGAUGCCCAUCCCGGUGCCUGUGCCCACCGUACCCUCUCUGCCACAAGAGGGCAGCAACACCAAGCUGCAGCAGCAGAGAGAGUACCAGCAGCAACUCCAGCACCAGCAACAGCAACUCAGACAGCAGAUGAACCACCAACAGCAGUCUGUUCAGAUACAGCAGUACAACCAGCAGGUCCACAUCCAGCAACAGCAGCAGCAACAAUAUCAACAGUUUCAGCAACAACAACAAUAUCAACACUUUCAACAACAACAGCAACAGCAGCAACAAUAUCAACAGUUUCAGCAACAACAACAACAACAGCCGCAGUUCAAACAGCCGCUGCUUCAGCAACAGGAGCUGAGUCAGCUGCAGAAACAGAAGCUCUUCCAGCAGCACCAGGCCGACUUCCAGGCCCCGGCCCCGGCUCCUCAGAUAGAGCCCACCGGUCUGAGCCACGGCGCUCACUACCAGCCCCAGCUCCCUCCCCCUUCCAGCCUGAACCAGAUCCAGAACCAGAGCCAGGAUCAGCCGAUCCAGGAUGGAGGAGAAGGAGGAGGAGGAGGAAACAUGCUGAGCCAGAUCCGAGGAGUGCGACUGAAACGGACCGUCACGAAUGAUCGCUCCGCCCCCCUCCUGCCCCCUCCGGCCAAUCACAAAUGA